AUGAAACCGCCGCAAAAGCAUCCAUGGAUCAAUCUUGCUGGGCUGAAAGAUCAGUUGACUAAGAAUAUCGGACCGGAAAAAUCUCAUCAGUAUUUUGAUUGCUUGAGAAGGUUUCUGAGCUUAAAGAUAAGUAAGAUCGAGUUUAAUAAGCGGUGUUUAAGGACGGUCGGGAAAGAUAAUAUUUCGCUGCAUAAUCAGUUAAUUCGUUCGAUUUUGAAGUCCGCGGUUGGAAAUGGAAAUGGAAAUGGAAAUAAAACGUGUUACCAUGAAAAUGGGUCGGUUCCAGUUGUACAUAGUGUACACCCGGCUGAAUCUUUGGGUAAAAAACCGGAAAAAGAAGUGUCUACCAGCCCUUCGUUACGCGCGCCACUCGGGAUUCCACAUUGGCGGGAUAGUGGGUCCCGCAAAGCCUCAUCUUUGGGAACUUAUAGUGACACGGGUGGCUUGAUAGAGACUACAAAGUUAAAGGAACGUAUGGACCAGCUAACUGCAACGCAAGGCCUUCGAGUGUCAAUAGAUUGCGCCAGUGUGGUAAAUAACGGAUUGGAUGCUUAUUUAAAAAGGUUAAUACGGUCUUUUUCUGAACUUAGCGGGUCAAAGUCAGGGUCAACGUCAGGGACAGAGUCAAAGUCAAUGAACAAUGGUUCCAUCAAGCACCAAGCUCAUUUCAGGCCUCUGAUCAACGGUUAUAGACCUGGUCAUCUUCAUCAAAUGCAAGGACUUGAACGCAAACGGGUUAUUUCAUUGGUGGACUUGACGAAUGCUAUGGAGCUCAACCCGCAGCAGCUCGGUGUAGAGUGGCCCAUACUGCUGGAGAAAGUCUGUAUACAUGGUUUUACAGAAUAA
Molecule: messenger RNA, 846 nt
Organism: Helianthus annuus (common sunflower)
Lineage: Eukaryota; Viridiplantae; Streptophyta; Magnoliopsida; Asterales; Asteraceae
Exons: 1
Coding region: 1-846 (281 amino acids)
Biological process (GO): regulation of transcription by RNA polymerase II
Cellular component (GO): SAGA complex
Molecular function (GO): transcription coactivator activity
Source: RefSeq, a predicted model, not a curated record